Messenger RNA from Oncorhynchus tshawytscha (Chinook salmon), 2404 nucleotides. Its product is annotated as inward rectifier potassium channel 2-like. Gene Ontology annotation, biological process: potassium ion import across plasma membrane; regulation of monoatomic ion transmembrane transport. Gene Ontology annotation, molecular function: inward rectifier potassium channel activity. Lineage: Eukaryota; Metazoa; Chordata; Actinopteri; Salmoniformes; Salmonidae. The coding region runs from base 467 to 1846 and encodes 459 amino acids. Gene Ontology annotation, cellular component: plasma membrane. The record is from RefSeq and is a predicted model, not a curated record. The transcript has 2 exons.
CCGUGCAAAGCAAAGUAUCUUCUUCAGCUGAAGAGGUUGAUGGCAGUAAUUACGAUGUCUAUCCGGAUAUCACAUAUGAAUGGUGGAACCCAAAUAUGGAUAUUAACGCAAAAACCUACCUGGAUGCAUGGAAUGUAUUAGAAUAAAUUACCGCUGAUUUGCUCUCGAAAGAUCAACAGGCCACUUCACUGAUGAGGUCCGAGACACCCAUAAGAGAGGAGGACUGAGCAGGCCCCUCGCCAGCACGGCUCUCCUCUGGAGAAGCCCAGGUGCAACAGCAGCAGGGGCAGCUUUUCCCCAUCCAACUCCCUAGGACCCAAAAGUCCUAAACUCCACAUUUCCUGUCUUAGUGGGUCCCCGCGAGCGUUCAAAACUGUUUCUCCAACGCUUCUACCAAAAACUCAGACUGUUUUCCAGAGCAGAAGCAGCGGUUGGGCCCAGCUGCUCCUCCUCCCAGGGGGAAGCCAUGGGGAGCGUGCGAAGCCACCGCUACAGCAUUGUCUCCUCCGAGGAAGACGGCAUGAAGCUAGCCGCCAUCGCCGCCGUGCCCAACGGCUACGCCAACGGCACGGUGGCCAAGGUUCACGCGGCGCAGCAGCAGGCUGUGAGCCGCUUCGUCCAGAAGGACGGCCACUGCAACGUGCAGUUCAUCAACAUGAGCGAGAAGGGCCAGCGUUACCUUGCCGACCUGUUCACCACCUGUGUGGACAUCCGCUGGCGCUGGAUGUUGAUCAUCUUCUGCCUGUCCUUCCUCCUCUCCUGGCUCUUCUUCGGCUUCGUCUUCUGGCUGGUAGCGCUCUCCUACGGCGACCUGGAGAACGAGACGCAGAUGUGCGUGUCUAACGUCAACAGCUUCACCGCCGCCUUCCUCUUCUCCGUGGAGACACAGACCACCAUUGGCUACGGCUACCGCUACGUCACCGAGGAGUGUCCCGUGGCCGUCUUCAUGGUGGUCUUCCAGAGCAUCUUCGGCUGCAUCAUUGACGCCUUCAUCAUUGGCGCCGUCAUGGCUAAGAUGGCCAAGCCCAAGAAGAGGAACGAGACGCUAAUCUUCAGCCACUACGCUACGGUGGCCAUGCGGGACAGCAAGCUGUGCCUGAUGUGGCGCGUGGGGAACCUGCGCAAGAGCCACCUGGUGGAGGCCCACGUGCGCGCCCACCUCCUCAGGUCGCGAACCACGGCCGAAGGCGAGUAUAUCCCCCUGGACCAGAUGGACAUUGACGUGGGCUUCGACAGCGGCGUCGACCGCGUCUUCCUGGUGUCACCCAUCACUAUUGUCCAUGAGAUCGACGAGGACAGCCCCUUGUAUGAGAUGAGCAAACAGGAGCUGGAAACGUCCCAGUUUGAGAUGGUGGUGAUCCUGGAAGGUAUGGUGGAAGCCACGGCCAUGACCACCCAGUGCCGCAGCUCCUACGUGGCCAGCGAGGUUCUCUGGGGCCACCGCUUCGAGCCAGUCCUGUUCGAGGAGAAUAACUACUACAAGGUGGACUACUCGCGCUUCGAGAAAACCUACGAGGUGAGCAACACGCCCCAGUGUAGUGCCAGGGACCUGGCUGAGAAGAAGUCACUGGUCUCUUGCUCCAACUCCUUCUGUUACGAGAACGAGGUGGCCCUUGAAAAAGUGGAGAUGGAGGAGACGUUUGACGAGGAGAAAGAGGAGGAUGGGGAGGAGAAGGAGGAGGUAAAAAUGGAGGAUCAGGGUGCUAUUGAGAACGGCAUUGAGAACGCAACACUGGAGGAGACAAACACAGACACAGUCUCUGUACAUUCUGAACACAAUCAGGAUACCAGGAGUCUGACGAUGCCUUCAGAAGCAAGGCCUCUAAGACGAGAAUCAGAAAUAUGACUGCAGAGAUGUUAGGGGGGAAAUACUACAUGAAAUACUAUUAUGAUAGGUUUGACCUUUGCUCCUAACGGCUGUCUGUACUACUGCAGGAUGGCUUGACUGUGAGGUGAGUGUCAUUUUCUGAGGAAGACACUCAGGCACAAGCGAAUACAGAAUUAACAGACCAGAGAAAAUGAUGCAAUAUUAUUUAUUCUCUUUACACAAGUCCCUCAUCUGGUGGGAAGCGAUGGUAGAUUGACUGAGAGGAGUUGAUGGCUCUUCUGGCCCGUGGCACUAUAGGAAUGAGACGGGUUAGGUAGCAUUUUAUACAGUGUGUGUGUGUGUGUGUGUGUGUGUGUGUGUGUGUGUGUGUGUGUGUGUGCGUGUGCGUGCGUGCGUGCGUGCGUGCGUGCGUGCGUGCGUGCGUGAGCCUUUGAAAGUUGCAAGAGAACAUUGGAAAGUUGUCACAUUGAGACACUCCACACGAAAAAAUGAUAUAUACCUAUACUUUAGAAGUAUUACUAUAUUUAUAUACUAUAGUAUUUACUGUAGUGUUUUUGUGGAUCUGUCUGUAGUAUA